AUGAAUCAUCAUCAGAGAUCAGGUCACUCUACCUCAGCUCCCUUCGAAUCAGAUACACGCUCUCAUUCAUCUCCAACAUACUCGUCCUCAAUUUACUCGUCCCCUAUCGCUAUUUCCCCAUCUGGGCCUCAAGGAGGAGGAUUCCAUCAUGGGUUAGGAAUCACAGGCUGCGAGACCGAGUAUGAAAUCGACCAACUGGUUAACGUCCCGCCUAUGCCGUCGCAGCUAAUACAAGAAACGCCUACCUUCGAAGUAUCUUAUGAUGAUUAUACCAACGACAACGGCCUAUACUAUCCCACAUACAACACACCUCCAAAUAUCACCCAGGACUCCUUCAAUCUCUACAGCCCUAUAUCCAUGAGCGCGUCCACCAGUUACAACUCGGCAAUGGAACUUGCCCCAGGCCAAGACACCUUCUCGGGAAUGUCUAGUGUGUGGAUGAAUACAUCUUGCUCGGUCCCGACAACGCCGCUAGAAGUGUUGCCCAUCACGUUAGGCAACGGAACGAGCGGACAGUGGCCUCGGAGUACGUUUGCGGAUGCGUCAAUGCCCCUCACGCUGCCUCUGUUGCCAGUCACCGAUCUCAACGGUUUCACCACUGUAUCCUACAUCGGGGCUACGGGAGAAGAAAUGGAAUUUGGCGGCUAUAGACAAAACAUCAACGUCGGACAGGAUGUUGCCCAGCCCCAGGCUCCUCCCCCCAGUACAAAAGCCGCAGAGCCUGCGCCUAAGAUCAGAAGAAGAAGAAGCCGUGACUCAAUUGUCAAAGCUGUUUCUGCUAGUGGCCUGGAAUGCCCUAUAUGCGGUCACAUUUUCACCAGACGCUCCAAUUGCAAGGAGCAUCAAAAGAUGCACAACCCCGAUUGGAAAAGAAAUCAUUGCUGCGAGGAGUGCCCCAAAUCCUUUGGAAGAAGCUCAGAUCUCAGGAGACACUUUAAUACUGUGAGUGGAGUGAUAUAUGAUGGUGUAUGGCUCAAGAGCGGUUAUUUACGCGAGUCUUAG
This is a messenger RNA of Penicillium soppii, 1002 nucleotides long. RefSeq lists its product as uncharacterized. Gene Ontology annotation, cellular component: nucleus. Lineage: Eukaryota; Fungi; Ascomycota; Eurotiomycetes; Eurotiales; Aspergillaceae. The record is from RefSeq and is a predicted model, not a curated record. Bases 1 to 1002 code for a protein of 333 amino acids. The transcript has a single exon.